CACAAGGCGUUGCCUGAGAAGGUUGAUAAAGGCUAUACAACCCCUUCUCUUCCUACUUCCUUAGCCAGGCUCCAGCAGGUAGAUUCAAAGGUUUCUUGUAGGAUAGAAGUCCCUGCCUCAGCAGGUGCAGAGAGCUCUUGCAGCUGGGCUGGGCUGGGUGUGGCACUCUCCCUGCCCACUUCUACAACCUGGGGCAGGAAAAAAAAACCUGUGGGUGCCUCUGACCACAGCAGAGCUCAGAGAAUCUGCGGGAGCCAGCUGAGCCGCCAGCAUGGUAGAGUUCGCGCCCUUGUCUGUGCCGUGGGAGCGCAGGCUGCAGACCUUCGCCGUCCUGCAGUGGGUCUUCUCCUUCUUGAUGCUGGCUGAGAUCUGCAUUGCGGGCUUCAUAGCCCUCCUGUUUACAAGAUUCUGGCUCCUCAGUGUCCUGUAUGCGGUCUGGUGGUACCUGGACAGAGACAAGCCGCGGCAGGGGGGUCGGCGCAUCCAGGCCAUCAGGUGCUGGACCAUAUGGAAGUACAUGAAGGACUAUUUCCCCAUCUCGCUGGUCAAGACUGCUGAGCUGGACCCCUCGAGGAACUACAUUGCGGGCUUCCACCCCCAUGGAGUCCUGGCAGCAGGAGCCUUUGCCAACCUGUGCACUGAGAGCACCGGCUUCUCUUCCAUCUUCCCCGGGAUCAACCCCCAUCUGAUGAUGCUGACCUUGUGGUUCCGGGUCCCCUUCUUCAGAGAUUACAUCAUGUCCGCAGGGUUGGUCACAUCAGAAAAGGAGAGUGCUGCUCACAUUCUGAGCAGGAAGGGUGGUGGAAACUUGCUGGGCAUCAUUGUAGGGGGUGCCCAGGAGGCCCUAGAUGCCAGGCCUGGAUCCUUCACGCUGUUACUGCGGAACCGGAAGGGCUUCAUCAGGCUCGCUCUGACACACGGGGCACCGCUGGUGCCAAUCUUCUCCUUCGGGGAGAAUGACCUAUUUGACCAGGUUUCAAAUUCUUCUGGCUCUUGGUUGCGCUGUAUCCAGAAUCGGUUGCAGAAGAUCAUGGGCAUCUCCCUCCCACUGUUUCAUGGCCGUGGUGUCUUCCAGUACAGUUUUGGUUUAAUACCCUACCGCCGGCCCAUCACCACUGUGGUGGGGAAGCCUAUCGAGGUACAGAAGACGCUGCAUCCCUCGGAGGAGGAGGUGAACCAGCUGCACCAGCGCUAUAUCAAAGAGCUGUGCAACCUCUUCGAAGCCCACAAGCAUAAGUUCAACAUCCCUGCUGACCAACACUUGGAGUUCUGCUGAGCACCUCCAGCCAGAGGGCAGGGCCAACAUCAGGGAGGCCAGCAGGAGGUGCUGUGCUCUGAGGAGACAUCCUGGAGGUAUUUGUUGAACAUACCUGCAGAGCCUUCCCAGACUCCUACCAAUCCAACCCAUGCCAGGCUGUGAGUCACAGCGGGCAACUCAGAAGAGGAGAUCAGACUCUGGCACUGCAAUCUGCACACCUGCUGCAAGACCUCUGCAAGCCUCCUGCUCCUUGGCUUCUGUCUGCUCAUCAGUGAAAUGGGAGAGAGGGCUGGAAGAGAAUGGUUUCUGAGGUCUCUGUUCUCUGUUGUAAUGCCAUUCAAAUAUUAUAAAAGGAAAUGUAAGGGAAAAAAGAGAACAGCAAGGUUUUUAUUUCUCUGGCCUUGAGUAGCAGCACAAAAGAAACCACCAGCUCCAGUCCCUUCUCCUACAAGCCCCGUCAUCCUGCACCUCAUCCUUCCCUCCCACCCUCAAAGUCUGCUCUCUGCCCUAAAUCAGACUUCUUUUGUACCAGGUCUUCUCUCUCCACGCUGGAGAGGAGGGGUGGCCAGUAAGCCCCUGUACUCACCCUAGGUAGCUUCAAGUUUCUGAGUUCUCUGGGUGAUGGAGCGGCAGCCAGAGGUACUCAGAAGGUGGAUAGGGAGGACUGUGCUCUGUUACCAACUGGCUGUAUGACUGUGGGCAGGCCUCUUUUCCCUCCCUCUGAGCCUCAGUUUCCCCAACUGACUCUGAAUCUCAGCUCUGACAUUACAUAGGCUGAGGGCUCCAUAGGGCACCUCUUACUCACCCUUUGUAACUUCAGCCCCUGGCCUUGGCACAAAAAAAGGGAGCUCCGUAAAUGUCAGUUCAAUAAAUGAGAGAAUUGCCGGGCGCGGUGGCUCAAGCCUGUAAUCCCAGCAC
Molecule: messenger RNA, 2176 nt
Organism: Saimiri boliviensis boliviensis (Bolivian squirrel monkey)
Lineage: Eukaryota; Metazoa; Chordata; Mammalia; Primates; Cebidae
Gene: MOGAT2
Product: monoacylglycerol O-acyltransferase 2
Biological process (GO): diacylglycerol biosynthetic process; triglyceride biosynthetic process
Cellular component (GO): endoplasmic reticulum membrane
Molecular function (GO): diacylglycerol O-acyltransferase activity; 2-acylglycerol O-acyltransferase activity
Source: RefSeq, a predicted model, not a curated record